Molecule: messenger RNA, 2465 nt
Organism: Cynocephalus volans (Philippine flying lemur)
Lineage: Eukaryota; Metazoa; Chordata; Mammalia; Dermoptera; Cynocephalidae
Gene: COMMD6
Product: COMM domain containing 6
Exons: 4
Coding region: 63-320 (85 amino acids)
Molecular function (GO): NF-kappaB binding
Source: RefSeq, a predicted model, not a curated record
GCGGAAGUGUCGGCCCAGGGAGCGUCUGCCUGAGGCCGCGGUGCGAGCCCUGGUCUCCUGCCAUGGAGGGGGCUAGCGAGCCGCUGCUGGAUGCUAAGUCCGGGGUCACCAACCAGCUUAUAGAUUUUCAGUGGAAACUGGGUAUGGCUGUGAGCUCGGACAGUUGCAGAUCUCUUAAGUAUCCUUAUGUUGCAGUGAUGCUAAAAAUGGCAGAUCCUUCAGGCCAAGUAAAGAACAAGUCCUUUGAAAUGACAAUUCCACAGUUUCAGAAUUUCUACAGACAGUUCAAGGAAAUUGCCGCAGUUAUCGAAACUGUGUGAAAACUUAUUUGGUUGAUAAAUUGCUAUCAUCAUUCUGAAAUCAUGGACUUCACUUUCUGCAACAAAACUGGAUAAGAAUCAAAUGAUAUUUAUUGAAUGAAAAUUGCACUUUUGUUCUUCCAUUUUUUUUUAAUAAUAAAAAAUCAGACAAACAGAAAUCAGAUAGUGGUGGUCAAUACACAACUUUGUGAAUGUACUAAAAACUACUGAAUUGAACACUUUAAAGGGUGUACUUUGAGAUAUGUGAAUUAUAUUUCAAUAAAAUAAUCAGACAAACAAUUAAAUGAUCGAUAGUAAAGGCCACACAAGUUUAUGUAUUAGAAUGAUAGUUUUAAAACUUACUGGUAAUGGAACUCAUUUCAUAAACAAAAUCUUAUAUGGAAUCCUAUAAAAAUAUAUAUAUAAAUCAGAAGAGUAGUAUUUGAUUAAGAUAACUUUAUAAAUUGAACUUUAUAACAUUCACUUAUUAUAAAGACAAUCAGUGAGAAGAGUGAGGCUUCUUCUCUCAAAUAUUUGGAAUCAGUUAGGAUUGACCAUUGCUCCCUUAUAUUAGCCUAAUAUUUGAUUGUCUUUGUUAUUAAUAUUUGUAGGAAGUUUAAAUACCUGCACAGAGAUGGGAAGAUGUUUUAUUCUGAGUUUAUAUACAACUGUAUUAACCUUUUAUUUAUUUAUUUAUUAAUUUUUUUUUUUAAAGAUGACCGGUAAGGGGAUCUUAACCCUUGACUUGGUGUUGUCAGCACCAUGCUCACCCAUUGAGCUAACCGGCCAUCCCUAUAUGGGAUCUGAACCCGUGGCCUUGGUGUUACCAACACCACACUCUCCUGAGUGAGCCACAGGCCAGCCCCUGCAUUAACCUUUUAACACAAGUUAUUAUGUUAGAUGAUCUCUGUUGAAUUUAAAUUUAUAAACCAGUUGUUAAAAUAUUUUAUAAAGCUGCAGCACUAUAUGGCAUUGGCUUACGAAUAAGCAAAUAGAUCACUGGAAUAGAAUAGGUGGCCUAGAAAUAGAUCAAGACAUUUGGUACAAGGAUGGAAUUUCAGUUGGGUGGGAAAACAUGAUUUAUUUAAUAAAUGAUACUAGCAAUCACAACAUAUGCAAAAAGCAAAUUCCAGAUGGAUUAAUGAUUUAAAUAUGAAAGACAGAAAUUAGAAAGAGAAUAUUUAUGUUAUCUAAGGCUUGGGAAGACCUUUUUAACCCAGACAGCAGCAUCACAGCCAUAAUAUUAAACAUAAAUAUUUGAAAAAUAGGAAUUAAAAAUUACAUGUGGAGAAAAAAAUGGACCAUAAACAAAGACAAAAGAUAGAUGCUAGGUUGAUGUAUAAGUUAGUUCGUGGUCUGGAGAAUAAAUUGCUUUAGAUAUAUUAAGUAGGAAGAAAUUGUAUACAAGAAAUUAGAUGCUCACUAAACUGUCAGACUGAGGGAACAAAAGUCAGGAAAAAUCAUUGAUGAUUUUUAGAAAAUCCAGGAGUGCAGGAAUUUCAGGGAAAGCCACUGCCAAUCUCUGAUGUUUACAGCACAAUGCAGGAUGUCACCUGGACUAAGCUAAUGUUAUUAUCAUUUCAGUUUACAAUUAAACCAGCUAACUAAAAGGGAAAAAUAAUAUAUAUGAGAUCUAGGAUGCAGGAAAGUGGAUGUAUCUUCCUGGUAAGGUGAUGGGUUUAUUAGCUCAUGAGGAGAUGGAUGCCAUCUAGGUCUUAUAACUCUACUAUUCUCAAUGUAAAGCUUUCUUCAUAGGUUCAAGAUGGUUGCUCCAGCUCCUGGCUUCACAUCCAUAUUCCAGAAGUUUCCCCAUCACUUCUGCUCACAUCCCAUUGAGCAGACACAGUAAUAUGGCCACAACUACCUGCAAGGAAGGUUGGGAGUUAUGCUUUUUAGCUUAGCAACUCUGUGGCUAAAUAAAAGUUCCAUAACAGUAAGCAAAAAAGAACAGAUAUUGGAGGACAAAUAAUUUCUGCUCUAAGUGUUAAGAUAAAGGUAUGUACAGAGUACCAGAUGAGUGCAGAAGAGACUGGUGGGUUGCUAAACGAUUCCUAGAGGUUCUAGUCAACUCUAAGAAAGAAAAAAAGAAUUAGGAAAAGAAGAAUUUAUAUAGUAAUAAGAGUCUUCUAACUGUAUCAAUGAUAAUCAUUUUUAAAUAAUGUUAUA